AUGCCCGACGGGUGGGAGAGUCGCGAGGUUCUGGAGCCGGCGAACGAUGACGGGACGCGAACAUUCGACGACGAGGGUGACCUCGAAGUGCUCCGGACAUGGCGUGCGAUGUGCCCUGAACUGCAGGGAAGGUGGCCGGAGGCUGCGCAACCGGAGGAUUGGCGAGGUGUAAAGUGGGAAAACGGCCGGGUGGUGGAGCUCGAGUUGGAAGGGUUUGGCUUGAUUGGAGCCUUGCCGGCUGAGAUUGGGCGCCUGAAUGCGUUAUCGACGUUGAAUCUCACGUCCAACAAGCUGAGGAGUUUGCCGGCGGAGAUCGGACAGCUCACGUCGCUGAGGAGGUUGGAACUCAGCAGCAAUCAGCUGACGAGCGUGCCUGCGGAGAUCGGGCUGCUCACGUCGCUGAGGCAGCUGCACCUCAUCUGCAAUCAGCUGACGAGCGUGCCGGCGGAGAUCGGGCAGCUCACGUCGCUGAAGGAGUUGUCCCUCGCUGGCACUGAGCUGAGGAGUUUGCCGGCUGAGAUCUGGCAGCUCACGUCGCUGGAGGUGUUGGAGCUCCAGAACAAUCAUUUGACGAGCGUGCCGGCGGAGAUCGGGCAGCUCACGUCGCUGAGGGAGUUGCACCUCGGCGGCAAUUGGCGGCUGACGAGCGUGCCGGCGGAGAUCGGACAGCUCACGUCGCUGCAGGUGUUGGACCUCAGCCGCAAUCAGCUGACGAGCGCGCCGGCGGAGAUCGGGCAGCUCGCGUCGCUGACGGAGUUGUUCCUCCACGACAACCAGUUUACGAGCGUGCCGGCGGAGAUCGGACAGCUCACGUCGCUGAGGGAGUUGCGCCUCGGCGGCAAUCAGCUGACGAGCGUGCCGUCGGAGAUUGGGCAGCUCACGUCGCUGAAGGAGUUGUGGCUUUUCGACAAUCGGCUGACGAGCGUGCCGGCGGAGAUGGGGCAGCUCACGUCGCUGAAGAAGUUGUACCUCCGCGAUAACCUGCUGACGAGUGUGCCGACUGUGGUACGCGAGCUUAGAGCGGCGGGCUGCACUGUGGGAUGGUAG
Molecule: messenger RNA, 1047 nt
Organism: Micromonas commoda
Lineage: Eukaryota; Viridiplantae; Chlorophyta; Mamiellophyceae; Mamiellales; Mamiellaceae
Exons: 1
Coding region: 1-1047 (348 amino acids)
Molecular function (GO): protein binding
Source: RefSeq, a predicted model, not a curated record